UUACCCGUCUAACCACAAUGUAAAGAUAUGCCUCUGGUUUAGAUGUUUCAGGAUAUACUUUGGGUGAAAAAUUGAAAACGUGCUGGCCUAGGAAUUUUGAAUACAAGCAAAGGGGCGGUGUGGAUAGCGGAAGAAGCAGGAAGAACACAACAACGGUGUACUGUUGCUAGUGUCACCUGCAUGUAAAACAAGACACCUGUUCGCAGCUCUCGUUCGCAACAGGUAUCUCGUUGCAAUUCGUUUCUCAGGGCAACAAAGAACUAAGGUCAGAUGUUCUUGGUGACUCACUUCGAAUCGGACCAAAACGAACAUACAAGGGACACGUAUCUACACAGGAAAAAGAAUACUAACACGUGGGCCAACAUUAAUCAAGCCACAGAUUGAGGAUGCUUCGGGUUGUUUGAAUGACAGAUAUGAGGCUAAGGACAUCUUACUUGCAGACUCCGACAGUAUUGACGCUUUGUUACCUCUUCUGGACCAUUGAUGGGAAAAUGCCAGAGGUGCGUGGAAAGGUCAGCGGUGUGGUCGAGUUGACUUGCAGUGUUCGUCAAUCCGACUCAGCUGAUGUAUCAUCUGAAUCACUGCACGUGGUUGAAUGGGUGCGACAAGGACUCGACAUCCCUGUGUUGAUCAAAUUUGGAUCCUAUCCGCCUCGUGUCCAUCCACAAUAUGAAGGGCGAGUGUCUCUGGUGGGCAUCACCACUCUAAAGUUGGAGGGUUUGCAGCUUGAUGACCAGGGCCCCUAUGAGUGUCGAAUCCUUUCAUUAGAUAAACCCACAGCGGAGAGUCGUAACGGCACCUGGAUUAUGCUCUCAGUCACUGCGUCCCCUACUUUCACCAAAACCCCUCCACCUGUCCUGGAGUGUAUUGUUGGAGGUCAUCUGUCUCUUGUCUGUGCUGCCAUUGGCAACCCUCUCCCUACUAUUACCUGGAUGAAGGAUGGAAAUGUGAUUCAAAUGGGGAAUGAUCAGGAGGAAGUUUUAUCUCUGACAGCAGUGAGUUUCCAGUCAGCAGGACAGUAUACCUGUCAUGCUUACAAUUCUGAGGGAAAUGCCACUCUCGAGACGAAAGUAAAGAUAAAAGGUCCCCCUGUUAUCAUUGUGCCUCCCAAAAGCACCUCUGUCAAUAUAUCCCAAAAUGCACUUCUUGACUGCCAUGCUGUAGCUGACCCCACAAACAUGACUUACAUGUGGCUUAAAGGAGGAGAAAACGUCUUCCACCUAGAGUCGCUAAAGUCGCGCGUGAAGAUCAUGGUUGAUGGAACUCUCCUCAUCUCAAAUCUCAUCCCAGAGGAUUCUGGAAACUACACCUGCGUACCAUCUAAUGGCCUGCUGAUACCCCCUACUGCUUCUGCAAACCUCACAGUUAUGCAUCCAGCCAAGGCUCUUCCAAUGCCUGUGGAAACCUAUCUUGCCUCAGGCAUUCAUGGCAUGCUUAACUGCUCCUCACUAGCUCAUCCUCCUUUGCUCCGUGUGGAUUGGACUAAGGAUGGGAAGCCACUUGAUCUGACCUUGUACCCAGGGUGGACCUUGACACCAGAAGGCAAUUUGAUGAUGGCUACAAUCAAUGAUGAUGUGCAGGGAGUGUUCUCCUGCACUCCAUUCAACAGCUACGGCAGUAUGGGACAAUCUGGACAAACCAAAGUCAUUUUGCAGGACCCACCAUCAUUCAGUAUUACUCCAGAGAAGCAGUACAGACAGAAGGUUGGUAGAACCUUGCUGAUCCAAUGUCAAGGCAAUGAUGACUCUACUGUUAAAGUAAACUGGACCAAGGUUGACCUGGCGCGUCGCAUACCUUAUUCCAUCAUGCCCAAUGGCUCGCUGUUGCUGCGGCCCCUCACUAAAGACCACCACGGAACGUGGGAGUGCACAGUUUUUAACCGUGUUGCCCAUGUAAAAGCCUUCACUCAAAUCUUUGUCUUGGGAACCAGCCCCCACGUAGCUACAUCCCUGUCUGUCUUUCCAGGGAUGAAGCAGGCCAAUAUAUCAUGGGAGGCUGGCUUUGAUGGAGGUUCAGCACAGACAUUUUCCGUUUGGGUAAAGAAGAUUUCAAGACGUGAUAAUGAGGGGAAGCAGGAAUGGUUUUCUGUGCCUGUACCCGCUAUCUCCGGCACCACCUUGUUGGUGACAGGCCUGUCUCCAGCUACUAAGUAUCAAUUCAGCCUCCUGUCUCACAACAAAAUUGGUUCUGGACCUUUUAGUGAAAUUAUCACAGCGUGGACCUUAGGUCCUACACCAAGCAGCAACCAGCUAAAGCCCCCGUCCUCGCUAUCAGCAAUUUUGGGCUCGGCUGGUGUUGUUCUGCACUGGUCUCUUGCACAAACCCAGCCCCAAUCCGUCACAGGGUUUGUUCUUCAGUCCCGUGUCAAAGAAGGGGAUUGGAUCAAUUUGGAUGAUGAUAUUAGCGCCAACAUUAGCAAGAUCGUCGUUCCAGGCCUGCACAAGGACUGUGUAUACGAGCUGAGGCUGCUCGCUCGACGUGGUGAGCUGCUGAGCGAGCCCAGCCCAUCAGUCAACGUCUCCACCAUGGGAAUGCAGAUUUACCCUUCUUCAUCCAGACUUCUAGAGGUUCCAGAAUCAUUACUGCCCAGCAUUCUUGGUGGAGUUGGCUUUAUGUGUUUGACCUUGGUCUUGUUGUUGGGAUCUGCGUGCCUUAUUAGUCACAAGAGGAACCUACGCAGCCAAAAGAAACAGAAUGAAAUCCCAUCUGCCAUCUAUAAGUCCUCCACUUCAAUAAAGAUUUCAGGCUCCGGCAGUACAGACAGUGUGUUGAAGAAAAACCUACUUCCAGCCAGCACCCUCUAUGCCACCAAUUCCUCUACCAUCUCCUCCUCCUCUUCAAAGACAGAUUGUUCCUCCUUCAGCAGUGAAAAUCAACUUCACAAGCAGCAGGUCCUCUCUAACUACAGAAGAAGUCUGAAUCAAUUCCAGUACCUAAAAUCGUGCCCUAUUUCAUCUUCCAUUGAGUUGAUCAGCAGAGGUCCAGAUGGGCGCUUUGUAAUACCGCCGUAUGACCCAGUGAAUGGUCAAGGCAAGAAAAAUACUAGCUAUGACUAUCCAUUUAAAAUUCAUAAUUCUGUUUCAUUAUGCUCUCAGCAGCAAGACAGUAAAAAUCCACCGUUUGUUCUUUCUGUGGAGCUCCCACCAUGCAAACAACCUGAAUAUAAUACAGCAAGGCAAAACUCUAUUAUCAGCCAACAUCAAGAGCAAGAUAUUUUCAAUCAUAAUGUUUUUUCUGAUUUGAACAAUAAGUUUUCAAACACUGAUUCAAAUAGUACUUCUAAUCACAAAAGAGAAAUACCCCCCACAUUUCCGGUGUUGCCCCACUUACGGUCAGGCCUCAGCCAUCAUUCAACAACAGCCAGCUCUCUGGUUCUCCAAAUGGAACACGAGAGAGAGAGGGGAAACCUGACUCACUGUUUAAAAUUGGCUAAGGAAAGGGAAGAGCUGGCAAGAGAACUCCAGAAAUACAGGGUGCACAGAUGUUCCACAGAACAAAGAAGAAAAGAGAAGCAAGAGCUUGAGAAGAGAGGUGGAUGUGAAUUUAUCCAGGAAUAUAAGAGCCAGACCUUGCCUUGCAGAUACAAACAGAACCACAGGGAGAGCUUUGGUCUUUUACCAAGGACUUACUCAUCAUCUGCCCACUGGAAUGAUUUAACCACGAUGAUCCCAGACAGUCUUUCCACACUCACAAAUUCUUUUUCUAUAAAUGACGGUAACUAUCAUCCUACUCUAUCCUUAACUACAGAUAUCCCCCUCAACUCUGAGGGGGUAGACCAUUCUUCAAACGACAGAUUAACACCUCUCCAUGUCUCCCCAACAAUGAGGGACAAAAUGGUACAGGAAGCACCACAGGGCUAUAAUGAUGUACAGCAAUCCACAUUCUUUGAAAUGCAAACAAAUGUAUCCACUUCUGAGGCAUGGAGACAAAACAAUCCAUCGUUUCAUUGCCAAAAACAUAGCGAAAGAUCCAAUCUGCCUCUUGAUGCAGGGCCAGGCUGCCAAGAUACAGAGAAAGAGGUCCCAAAGCCCAUUAAGCAGAACGUGGGUAUUGAGAUGAGUGUGGAUGAUCCAGUAUUCGAAGUCAGUGUGACCCACCCUACAAAAAGACCAAUGCUGCACCACAGAAUCGAGUCUCAUGUACGAGAAGGAUGCCCUCACAAAGGACGAUAUAAAGAAAUGAGGAGAAGUACAAGCUUUCACUACCAAGAAAAUUCCUCAAGACCAGAGCUUCGUAGAGUUUUGAGCCAUGGUUCAAAACUGUCGGACUCCAAGCAACAAAAGCAGGAUCAAAACAUAAGUAGACAAAAAGACACCAUCUUUCUAACCCCCGAUGCCUGGAUAGACUCCUUAAGCCAAGAAAAACACUCUGAUUCCUCCACCUUUCAUCCAGAGUCUUUGUUAACCGACAACCAUAGCUCUGCCAUCAGGAAUUUGUCCAAAUAUUCUGAAAAUGUUUGUUCUGAUAGCCAAAUUACCUACGAUAUACCACCUGCUAGACACCUUACCAGAAGCAAUCCAUUAAGACCUGUCAAAUACAGAACAGAUGCUUCUGUCUUUCCCUAUGCUACCAAAUGGCCAGGUGACUACCAGGGCACCAUAAGAAAUGAAAUAGGCAGCUUGGGGACUACUUCAGAAUCUUCCAGAGACUUAGAUCCUCACGACGGUAAUCAACACAAUAACCAAGAUCCACAGGAGGCAGAAGUCUAUGAGGGAGUGCCAGACAGUGGAAGCAGCUACAGUAGUUUUGCAAGCAGUGGCCGAGGGAGCAUGGAGUCUGCAAAUAGACGCUUGUCUUUGUGUCAUUUGUCCGCGAACAUCACCAGCGCACCUGAAACUGAACAGGAGGAUGGCCAGGCUAGCGCAGUUGAGAUGUACCAUCACCAGAUUGAAAACAUUCAGAGCAGAAAACCGUCUGUGGAUGAGAACUAUGAGUGGGAUGAAGCUGAUAUCACAUCACAACCAGGAGACGAUCAUGGCCUUCUCUCUUCACUGAACCGACAGAAUGCUGCGCCACUUCGUAAUCCUCACAAUAUGAAGUUUUCAACUAAAGCACUCACAAACCUCAGUCAAUGUUCUUUCCUUAAGGGACAUCAGAGCAGCUGCUCUGCAUUGCUCGAACCUGACACUGUACUUUUCUGAAACUGCCACCUCAUGUUUUAAUUGUUGUGGCCUAAAUUAUUUACAGCCACAAGUGAUAAAGAAGUUUGUGUUUAAUUUUCUUUUAAACAUUUUUUUGUUUGUGAGUGAUUACGACUUGUAUUGUUUUGUCAAAAAAUUUUACUAGUGAUGCAACCAAAAAUUGGUUGCUGAAAAAUUUCAGCUGAAACAUGACAAGUACCUUUUUGCUGUAUUUGUGCACGAAAAGUGCAAUAUAACACUGGCUUUCUGUAACACUUUGUUUCAUUUUUUUCUAUAAAAAUUUCUGGUCGCUAAUUUCAAAUCUGCCGUUUUUCUUCCCUGUAUGCUUUAGCGUUUUGUAUGUAUUCAUGGUAUUUUAUGGAAAUUCCUCAUCUAUUUUACUGAAUGCCAUUAUAAACCUUUCAGUCCUUUGCAGUUUUAUACGUUUUUCUGACACAAUGUCAACAUUAGCUUGUCAAAGCAGACUAAUUUUCACAUAUUUGAGCACUUUAGCAGUAGUGUAGAGUACACCACAUUGACACUGUUGCUUGUCUCCUAUGUCUGCAAUUAUCUAAAAUUGGUAUAACAUAUUUGAUUUUGCCACAUAUUGUUAUUUUUGGGCUAAUUUAAAGUGCCAGCUAUGUACAGUACGUAUAAACACAGUUUGAAAAAAAAAUGUAUGUUAUUAGAAACAUAAAAUAUUGUCACUGAUUUAAAAAUCUCAAAUAUUUAGUACAUAUUUUGAUCUACGGAGGGCGCCAUGUUUUAAACGCGCAAUGGAUACUCGGGGUGAUGACGUAGAUUGUCAGUGUCACUAGACGAAUACUACCGGGUCACUGCAAUUUUUUUCUCCGCGGAGAGAUGUCCAACACAUCAUUUAAAAGCGGCUAGUACUUACUAUUUGUGUUUUUAUUGAGUCUUUUAUUACCGUUUCAUUGCUUCAAAAUACUUUUUUGCAUGUGUUUCCCUCUCAUACUUUUAAGCAUUGUGUUGUGGUAGCUUUAAAGCAGAUUGUUGAUCUGUUGACCAUAUUAGUCAUGUAGCAUAUUCGCCUCUUGUAGCACAUUUUGCCGGUGUAGCACAUUUUGGCAGGUUUUUUUUCCCCCUACUCUCGUCUCACCUAGUCUUUCCUGUUCAUUUUGCUUUUGCUGCUUGUUUUGUGAAAUAUCGACAGUGCUGUCAUGCUUAUUAAUGUUCCUCUCGUGUUCACAUUGAAAGGGUUGAACAGACGACAUGUUUAUGUCGCUAGAUUUAUACUCUGGAAGACCGGCAGCGUAACCAUGUGACGACGUCGCAGGGCCGUGACGUCACAUGAUUACGCUGCUGGGCAACAACAAUGGCGACCUUCUAGUUUCGCUCAAAAAUUUUCAUGUUGGUGCAUCGCUACCUUUUACUGUUUUGGCUAGUAUAUCAAGUACUCGGGUAUACAGUAGUUACAUUAGUGGCAAGAUGCUUUUAAAAAUGAAAUCACAAUUUAAAGUCUUUAAAGACCAAAUGUGAAGUAAUUUCUUAAAAUGCCAAAUAGGUUCACAAUUAAAGUAAUUAAACAUUGUUCAAAAAAAUAAAGCAUGAAAAAAUAAUUUAUAUGUUGUAUAUUUGACAAAAUAAUCGCAUUUCCGAAGUUCGAGCCUGAAAGGGGACGAACCCGGAAGUGAUACGUCACACCGAGAACAGCGAUGGCAGCGCUCCAUAUGGCCGCCAUACAAAGCCCUUUAAACAAUGAUUCAAACAGCGAUAUAAACGAUAGAUCGAGCGCAAGUGAGAAGGAGGUUGGAAUUUUAUGUUGGACUUUUACAUGUAUUAGCCAGACACUAAUCAGAAUGCAAACAAUGUGCCCACACGACCUGACAUGGAAUGGGACAAGACCCAUCGAGAUUAUUGGUAAGAUAUAGGCUGUUAUUGUUUUUAUGAUUUGAAGAUGCAGGCAUUUGCACAUAAUUUUUUUUGUCUGAUUACAUUAUUUAAAAAAAUAAUAAUAAUCAGACUUCACGUCCAAGCAGUUAGCCUACUCAGUACUUGAGAACACUUCCACCUUCGGACCUUCUGACGAAAUAUGUCAGGGUAAUAAACCACCUACUAUAGCCUGGGAUAAAAGAAAAGUUUUGACGAAAAGUUUUGACGAAUCCCCGAUCAUGUUGUGGAAUGAACAGUAAAAGCUAGCGACGUUAGCUUUUAUUUACCUGACAUGUUUCAGCGAACACUUCCGCCUUCGGACCCUCUGACGAAUGCGGAAGUGUUCGCCGAAAAAUGUCAGGUAAAUAAACCACCUACUAUUGCCUGGGAUAAAAGAAAAGUUUUGACCAACUUAUAAGUGUAGGCAAAAUGAACUCAAUACAACUAUGAUCAGGGAUUGCCACGCGUUAGCUUACGCCUAACGUCGCUAGCUUCUACUUUUCAUUCCACAACAUUUGGCAGCUCUGCUUUGACAAAGUCAUCAGUCAUCUAUCCAUAAAUCACACUUUUUGGCAAAUCCUUGCUUAUAAGUAGACUGGUUGAGGAAGCAGGCAUCUUCGAAGUGUUUGCAGCAGAGAACACUACUCGAUGAUGGCGUGAAAUUAAUUCGCUUCUUGCGAACGAAAGAUGUCCAUUUACGUGCCCUGCUAUCUUUUGGCCACUCAUACAAGUUUUCUUUAGAUUGAGAACAAUACAUCGCCACACACCGUCGUGGCAUCUUACCGAGAAGCAAUGCAACAAUACUGUUCUAUGGCGGACUUCCCUCGCAUUCUCUGUGUGACGUAAUUUCCGAAGAUUGUCGAAGAAAAGCAUUUUCGUUGUCAAGGGCGUUGCUAUGGGUUAAACAAAGAAUCUGGAAGUGUUGCGUUAAAAAAAAAGUUACGAAAAUAUGCUUAUAAUUGUUUAGCCAUUGAUAUUAUUCAAAAACAAGGUUGGCCAACCUUACUUCACAUUUGGUCUUUAAAGCUGGACUUUCGUUCUCCAUAGUUUUAGUGAUGCAAGUCCUUCUCACCAAAUUGCAAAAUCUCGAUACAGAUUAAAAGAAAUACAUUUCAGAAAAAAACCAUGGAAUUUUAUAUACUUAUAUAAGAUUUAGACCUUUUCCAGAUGUGGUUGAAAUAUAUUAGCAAUCAGUCGUGAACGGAGAGAUUAGAAAUGCUGUGUCAAUAUAAUGACAAACAGCCAGUGCAGGGUUGCCAGUUUAUUCAACCUUAAUAACUAAUCAAGACCAACAAAACAGAUUGUCAUCAUUCAUUAUUGUUUCCGUCCAUGCUGCUGCUACCCAAUGGACUGUUACUGUAAAAAAAACACACUGAUAUUGGAUAUGGGUUGUUGGGACCAAACUAACCUUCAAAGGCACACAUUAGUAUUUUUAAAACCUUGUCUCGCACACCGAGGAGGAAUUCAAAUGUUUUAAGUAACCCUGCACGUCCUCUUACAUACUUUGAUGGUAAAUUAUAAUUUGUGUAUAUUUAAGUAUAUUGUUUUGCACUUGAUAUAGGUUAUAAAUAUGCUCAUAAACAAUUCCUCUUGGUGGUGAGUAGUAUGAUUUUAAUAUUAGGAAGAACAUUUCCAGUUACGCCAGUACAACAUAGCUACAAUUUUUAGUAUGUGUAUUACAAGUAUACCUUUGACAUUCGUGUCUACUUUAGACAUGGGAAGUGAGCAGGCUAUCUGUGCCGAAUCCAUAAAGAUGAUCGACUUAAGUGUAAAGAUGCUGGGCGUUAACACAUUACAGUGUAGUAGUUUCGACCCCUGUUAUUAUAUUCAUGUAUUUAUUUUUGUUUAUUUCAUCCGUCUUCUUCUGAUCCGGUGAAUCUUUGCAACCCAAAUGUUUUAAGUAUCUCUUUAUUCAACAAGUCUAUUUUGCCUUUCAAAUUUAUGUAUUCAUGCCCUGCGCCGUACAUGAAAACAAGUUGUGUCACAGAUCGUAUAUAGUCAAUCACCAUUAUAUUUAACAUUGCUGGAAAAUCCAUAUUUGCUUAAAAUCCCGUUGAAAUUGUAUGGCGAUGUGCACAUUUGAACACAUAAAUAUUCAUGCUUUUGUUUGAGUUGCUUCGGGAAUAAAAAUAUCUAUCGGUGGGAGGAAACCGGAACGGAAACGUGGAAAAAGUGAGUAAAAUUUACAGAGGAUAUGGCACAUUCUGUGAAACGAGCCUAUUUAACUGGUAAAUCAGUGCAAAGGGAAGAUGACAGCCUCUUUAAGACCAUGCUGACAGCAUACUAAAAGCCCAUCAAUCCAGGACUUCUAACACCAGGUGAUUGGCUCAAAACCCAAACAUCAUUUAUGAUAUGGAACUACUGAUACACAGAUUAUGAACUGAAAAUGAUUAAAAAUGAGAAAAAUGGCUGAAAUGGACAUAGUUUGCAUAAGUUUCACUUUCUGACAAUUUAUUACAUUUGUUAUUGUUCAUUCUUUCUUUGACUUUCUUUUAUUUCUAAAUGUUGUGAAAAAUUCAGAAGAAUAAAGAUAGGAAAAAAUCCAUAAAGUUGCAUUCAAUGUUGUUCCUAAGAGCUGUUCUAUGUUUAUCACUCUAAGACCAGUUAUGCAAGUACUGAAUAUUCAUUGGUUGUAAAGGAUUAAGUCCUACAACUGGGUUUGUUAUUUUUUAUGGACAAUAUGAUAAAAAUUUUAAGGGUUAUGUUCCGUCAUGAAAAAAUGCUGAAUAUUUAAAUAUUGCUGACAAAAAUAUUUGUUUUACAGAAAUGUUCAAGUGUUCCCGUCAACAUUAUUUUCCUUUGUUCCAAAAAAAAAUUGAGUAUUUUUUGGGACCAAUAUGACUAAUCAUUUGAUGAUUUGUUAAUUUUAGAAAGUCACAAAAGUGUGUGAUAUAAUAAAUAAUUGUUAGAUACAUAUAUUAAUAGAUCACUAAAGGUAAUUUGAGCAAAUUUCCAAGAGUACAUUAAUCUGUUACGCAAGAAAUUAAGUGUUUCUAAAAUGUCAGAUAACCUUGGUAUAUUCAAUUCACAGUACCAACAACUUAACAAAGUAACAAUUGUGU
Messenger RNA from Corythoichthys intestinalis (scribbled pipefish), 10075 nucleotides. Its product is annotated as protein turtle homolog A-like. The transcript has 21 exons. Gene Ontology annotation, molecular function: protein binding. The record is from RefSeq and is a predicted model, not a curated record. Gene Ontology annotation, biological process: cell-cell adhesion. The coding region runs from base 405 to 5141 and encodes 1578 amino acids. NCBI's taxonomy places the organism in Eukaryota, Metazoa, Chordata, Actinopteri, Syngnathiformes, Syngnathidae.